AACUGUCCAGUGAAAAUCUUAAAAGUGUGCUGUCAUCGAAGGAAUAUACCGAAAAGAAAGCAAACUUUUUAUUUUCUAUAAAUUAGAAACAAUUAAUUUAAAAAAUGUCAAUGAUGAGUGAGUACAUGAACCGAAAUUUGCCGGAUUACGAAGUUGGAAUAAAAAAAGUAGCAUUCAGUCCUUAUGCUGAUAAUGGAGGGAGUGUGGUUGCAAUUGCUGGAGAAGAUUUCUCAAUAAUAGCUUCUGAAACUCGUCUAAGUUCUGGAUACAGCAUUUAUACUCGUAACCAAGAAAAAUUAUUUACACUUUCUGAUAAAACUGUACUUGGUUGCUCUGGAUGUUGGUGUGAUAUUUUGACAUUCACUAGAAUACUUGCAGCACGUAUGCAGAUGUAUAAACAUGAACAUCUGAAAGAAAUGUCUACUCCAGCUGCAGCACAGAUGAUGUCAACAAUGUUAUAUUAUAAAAGAUUUUUUCCUUAUUAUAUAAGUAACAUCUUAGCAGGGUUAGAUGAAAAUGGAAAGGGAUGUAUAUUCAGCUAUGAUCCUAUUGGUCAUUGUGAAAGAAAUAUGUACAGAGCUGGAGGAUCAUCAGGUGCUUUGUUGCAACCUCUGUUAGAUAAUCAAGUUGGAUUCAAAAAUCAAGAAGGUGCAGAAAAGGAACCGUUAACUCAAGAGAAAGCAUUGAAAAUUAUUAAAGAUGUUUUUAUAUCAGCUACAGAACGAGAUAUUUUAUGUGGUGAUGGAUUAACCAUUAAAAUUAUUACAAAAGAUGGCAUUAAAAGUGAAUAUUUCGAACUGCGAAAAGAUUAAACUGCAUCCUUAAAGGAUUUUUUUUUACAAUAGAUAUAAAUUAUAACUAUUCUUCUCCAAUAAAUUUUCAAAAAUUGAACAAGA
Molecule: messenger RNA, 896 nt
Organism: Chelonus insularis
Lineage: Eukaryota; Metazoa; Arthropoda; Insecta; Hymenoptera; Braconidae
Gene: Prosbeta6
Product: proteasome beta6 subunit
Exons: 4
Coding region: 105-812 (235 amino acids)
Cellular component (GO): proteasome core complex
Source: RefSeq, a predicted model, not a curated record